AUGCACACAUGCCCACUAACCAGAGCGAGUAUCCUUUCCCACAGGGUCAGGCCGGGCCCGAGGAUCCACGCCCUGCUGGCCCCGGCCGCGCCCGGCCCCGCGACCCACCCGGGUUUCCAGGAGCAGCCGCUGUGCCGGGUACCCCUCGUGCUGCGCCUCUGGACCACGGCCCCAGCGCACGUGGUGGUGGAGCUGGGCGGGGCGGCGGACGAGGCCGAGGGCGCUGGUCAAGGGGGAAGCGGGACGGCGGCGCCGGCCGCCCCGCUCGCGCACGUGUGGGCGGGGCGGACGCGGCGCGCGCUGGGUACGCUGCGGGCCUGCUCCGAGCUGGAACUGGAGCUGGAAGUCCUGGUGUCCAGGCCGGGGAGGCACGCCCUGGCCGACGUGAGUCUGGCCUGGGGCCAGCCCGGUGCCCGGCAGCUGGACGGAAGCCGGCCCGUGCCGGGCUGCCUGAUAGAGGUGGUUGAGGCGGGCCCUGGGCCUGGCCGACAGGGGUUGCAAUGA
Auxenochlorella protothecoides is the source of this 504-nucleotide messenger RNA. RefSeq lists its product as hypothetical. The transcript has a single exon. The record is from RefSeq and is a predicted model, not a curated record. Lineage: Eukaryota; Viridiplantae; Chlorophyta; Trebouxiophyceae; Chlorellales; Chlorellaceae. The coding region runs from base 1 to 504 and encodes 167 amino acids.